CCUCCUCUUGAAGACAUGUCAGAGUUAGUGGAGAGAAUCAACACUAUCAGUGAGUUGAAGGGCAAGAAGAAAACAGUGACAGACUCAAAAGGACUGAGCAUUAACGAAUCAGGGUCUGGAGAGGGGAAAAGUCUUUCCAAUUCCACAGCAUCAAAUCCACCUUCCAGCAAGGUUACUUCAGGUCAAGAUAGCAGUAAUGGCAAGGGAGAUGGCCAAGUGUCCAAAGGUGCAUCAUCACAAUCAGUUGAGAAGAAAGAGACCUUUGGAGGAAUGAAGAAAGGAUUUCUGUUUGGAUCAGGAGCAAAACCCAAGAGGAAGCCUGUAAGCAAACCUGCUGAGAAAAAGACUGAAGCACAACAUGUAGACAACAUUCCUGUUCUAAAGCCCAAGGAGCCACAGGGUACAGGGUUGGAGCUCCCAGAAGUUCAGGCUGCUAUGAAGACUGCAUCAGAACAACUUCAGAAAAACACAGACUGGGUCACAGAAGACUUCUUGAAGAAAAUCCAGUCCAGUUCAUCCUUAACAUCUAAGAUGGAGGACCCCAGGUUCCAACAAGCUCUGGCCAAGUUCCAGAGAAACCCUGCCCUGGCCAUGCAGGAAUACGGGGACAACCCAGAGGUCCAAAAGUUCUUCACGGAAUUCUGUUCCAUUUUAGGUGACCACUUCACAAAUCUAGCAGACACACAGGACAGUGUCCAGCCUCCCCCUGUCCAGACUACCACCAGUCCUCCAGGUGCAGACAUGAGGGUCCUGAAGAGCACAGAUCCUAACCAGCCCACGGCAGAGGAUGAGGCUAAGAUGAGGGAGAUCCUGUCUAACCCUGAGAUGCAGCAGGUUCUGUUGGACAAAGAUGUGCAGAAACUACUGCAGAUGCUGAGAACAGAUCCUCAGUCUGCACAGAGGUAUGCCCAGUCUGCUGGUCCAGACAUGCAGAAGAAAAUCAGGAAGUUGGUGGAAGCAGGACUACUGUCCUUUCAGAGAUGAUGACUAUUCAAAGCACUGUUUUGUAGACUUUUUGUGUGGUGCAGUACUUCUCAAAUACAACUCUUGAAAUGAAUCUUGUACCUCAUGCAAUGUACACAAUGUAUCCUAUAGGGGAUAACUAUGUACAAAUUAAUUACCUCCCCAAUAGGAAUAGAUUUGGCACUGGGAUGUAUGUUAUUUUUGUACAUGUAUGUUGGAUGUCUUUACAUAUAGUUUCUGUUUUCAAGAAGGCGUCAUAACACAUUAGCUGAUGAGGCAAAAUUUAAUCAAUUUAGUACAGUUGAUGUAAAUUGUACAUAUUGCAAUGCAUAUUAUGAGAAAAUAAAAAUGUAACAUUCAAUACAGUCAAAUGAAGUCUCAUCAUCAGAAUUAGUUAUCAAAAUAAAAAAGUAAUAUCACAUUACAUAUGAUUAUUCUUUGUGAUAUUGGUAAAAUAAUUAUAAUUAUAACAAAGGACAAAUUUUGA
Messenger RNA from Branchiostoma belcheri (Belcher's lancelet), 1450 nucleotides. RefSeq lists its product as uncharacterized. NCBI's taxonomy places the organism in Eukaryota, Metazoa, Chordata, Leptocardii, Amphioxiformes, Branchiostomatidae. The record is from RefSeq and is a predicted model, not a curated record. The transcript has 5 exons. Bases 16 to 984 code for a protein of 322 amino acids.